AUGUCGUUGAAACCUGGCCGCACUAUCCUCGCGUCGUCCAUCGCGAAGCUGUACUUGGAGGAGAUCAAGACUCGUGUCGCUGCGUUGCGGGCUGCGGGCCGUCGGGCGCCCCUGCUGGUUGGGUUUCUGGCUAACGACGACCCGGCCUCGGAGACGUACGCGAACUGGACAGGCAAGACUUGCGAAUCCCUUGGGAUCAGCUACGAGUUGCGGAAGUUUGAGGAUAGGGACUACCUCGAGGAGGGGAUCAUGGCUGCGAACGGCGACGACGCAGUGGACGGCAUCAUGGUGUACUUCCCCGUGUUUGGGAAUGCACAGGAUCAGUACCUGCAGCAGAUUGUCUCGAGGGAGAAAGAUGUAGAGGGGUUGAACCUCGUGUACUACCAGAACUUGUACCACAACGUCCGGUGGCUCGACGACGCGAGACAAUUGAAGUCUAUCCUACCCUGCACACCCUUAGCGGUGGUCAAGAUCCUCGAGUACCUCAAGAUAUACAACCCUUUACUUCCGGAGGGGAACCAAAUGUACGGAAAGAAAUGUGUUGUGGUGAACCGGUCCGAGAUCGUGGGACGGCCUCUUGCCGCGUUGCUUGCCAACGACGGUGCCGUCACGUACUCUGUCGACGUAAACAACAUCCAGAAGUUUACGAGGGGAGAGAAACUCAAGUUCCAGAGGCAUCACGUCGAGGAUUUGGGGGACAACUCCCCCGAGUUGCUACAGGAGGUCUGUCGAGAUGCGGACGUUAUCAUCACAGGAGUGCCCUCCGCGAAUUACAAGUUCCCCACGGAAUACAUCCCGGAGGGGGCCGCGUGCAUCAACUUCUCCAGCUUCAAGAACUUCGUGGACGAAGAGGUCAAGAACAAGGCAUCGCUUUACGUCCCGAUGACGGGGAAAGUCACCAUCGCUAUGCUCCUCAGAAACAUGCUCAGACUCGCAGAGAACAGGGAGAAACUCGCCCAGUGA
This is a messenger RNA of Huiozyma naganishii CBS 8797, 963 nucleotides long. RefSeq names its product methylenetetrahydrofolate dehydrogenase (NAD(+)) (gene MTD1). Gene Ontology annotation, biological process: purine nucleobase biosynthetic process. Gene Ontology annotation, molecular function: methylenetetrahydrofolate dehydrogenase (NADP+) activity; methylenetetrahydrofolate dehydrogenase (NAD+) activity. The record is from RefSeq and is a predicted model, not a curated record. NCBI's taxonomy places the organism in Eukaryota, Fungi, Ascomycota, Saccharomycetes, Saccharomycetales, Saccharomycetaceae. Gene Ontology annotation, cellular component: cytosol. The transcript has a single exon. Bases 1 to 963 code for a protein of 320 amino acids.